This is a messenger RNA of Ictalurus furcatus (blue catfish), 1845 nucleotides long. Its product is annotated as tapasin. Gene Ontology annotation, cellular component: membrane. NCBI's taxonomy places the organism in Eukaryota, Metazoa, Chordata, Actinopteri, Siluriformes, Ictaluridae. The record is from RefSeq and is a predicted model, not a curated record. Gene Ontology annotation, biological process: antigen processing and presentation of endogenous peptide antigen via MHC class I. The transcript has 8 exons. The coding region runs from base 127 to 1446 and encodes 439 amino acids.
GGAAUAAAAGUGAAACUGUUGUGCUGUGUGCGCAGGGUGUUUUAGGGAAAAUUUCUUGUUGUGUGCUGUACAUUUGGUGGCAGCAAAAGCAGUAGAAAGUCGCCGAUUACACAGCUGAGAAGAGCCAUGAGGGAUAUUUCCACCAUCUAUAAACUCUCUGUGAUUACUUUUGCGCUGCUGGGCGGUGCGUGCAGUUCAAGAUGCUCGGUGUUGGAGUGCUGGUUUGUUCAGGAGAGGCCGGGUGGUGGAGGUUUCUCAGGAAUGAGCCAGGAGAAAUCCGUGCUGUACAUCAGAACCGCCCCCGAUAGCGAGAAGCUUGAACGGAAACCUCCGUCAGACGUCAGUCCGUCCAGAAUUUACUACGUGUCUGAUCCUGCGUCCACUUUCUGCAGCUCUGCCCUCCAUCCACCAGAGGGCACUGUGCACAAACCGCAGUGUGAGAUAAACCCUUUCACCCCUCAAGCCUCCAUGGUGAAAUGGGCCGCCCCUCUCACCGCCUCGGGACAAAGCCCCGUCUACCUGAGCGCCGACUGGUUUUCUGUAGCAGCACAAGGUCUUAACGGAGAACUGACGCUGGCGAAUGUGAUGCGGGCGUCGACGGGUUCUAAAGAGCCGAGCGUAAUCCUCAGCGUCUCCAGUACAACCUCCACAGUCCGCACCAGACUGGGAGAACCGGUCCUCCUAGACUGUGGGUUCUGGGUCGACCCGUCUUCACCUCUGCACGGUUCUGGCUUCGCUGUGGAGUGGCGCUACCAGUUCCGGGGUGAAGGCAGGCUGGUCUUGGCCUACGACGGAAUGAACGAUCGCUUCGCUGAGAUGUCAGAGACAGACGCUGAGUUGGACAUCGUGGGUCUUGACAAGACACGAAACGCAUCGCUGGUUCUGAAAGAGGCCCAAGUGAGACAUGUUGGGACUUACAUCUGCACCGUUUACCUGCCUCACCUUCUGGCUCAGGUGGCCUUAGACCUGGAGGUAGUGGAGCCUCCAUCUGUGGCGGUCUACCCCUCCUCUCUGCCGCUGUCUGUCCCGGGGCAGGUGGUGACAGUCCACUGCGAGGCUUCCGGUUUCUUUCCCCUGUCUCUGGACCUGGACUGGGAAUUCACUGACGCUGAGGGGAAGAAGCUCUCGCUCGGUCAGGGUAGCGUGACGGGCCACAGGCAGGCCAAAGACGGGACCUUCAGCCAGAGCUCUCGCUUAGAGCUCGACUCGUUUAAACUGGGACUCGGGCGAGGCGGAGAGGUCAGCUGCAUCGCCAAACACAAGGGAGGAUCUCGACGGGCCACUGUGACUCUGAAUGUCAUCGGUGUCAGUGCUCCGUCUAUUGAGGACUCCAUGGCCAUGGUCGCUGUGGCUCUCAUACUUUACGGUGUAAUAAAGAUCUUUUUCUGGACUUUCAGCUCUAACGACACGAGCAAUGGAGAACCCAGCGAUAAGAAGGAAAAAUAAUCCCGGAGCUCGACGUGUCCUGCUGGACGUCUCCUGCUGGACGUCUCCUCAGUCUGCAGAUGCUGAGAAAUGAAAAGAACUGUAAAUACUCCUCUGUGAAUGGAUGUACUCUUUCUGAUUCGUCCCUUUUUAUUCUGAAGCCUUUUCAUUGUCUCUGUUGCUUUGAUUUGCACUAGAAAUUCUGUUUAAAACAUUGUUUAAACGUUUUCAAUUAAAUAGAAACUGUAGUUAUUUGUGCUGGGCGUUUUAGGAUUCCUUACUGUGAAUUUGUAAUGGAAAAAAAAAGUAUGUGUUUUUUUUUUUUUUUUUUUAAUUAUUAUUAAAGUGCACUACUAGCUAGAAGAGUUUAAUAUUAAUAGCAGGGUAUGACACUUUGGUAAAAUAAAACUAAGAAAUUAA